Molecule: messenger RNA, 612 nt
Organism: Coniophora puteana RWD-64-598 SS2
Lineage: Eukaryota; Fungi; Basidiomycota; Agaricomycetes; Boletales; Coniophoraceae
Exons: 1
Source: RefSeq, a predicted model, not a curated record
CUCCGUUGGGUCCCUCGAGCGUCCACUCGUGCAGCUCGAAAGACACCUGAAGACGCAGAGCAGCAGAUAUACGAGCUCUUCCUGCGGCUAGCACUCUGGGUGCGGGAUAGCGCAGUUGAUCACCCCUCCCUCUUGAUUAACUUCGACCAGACUCAAGUCAUCAUGGCCGACAGCACGGCAAAUACGUUUGAGGUUGAGGGCUCUAAGCAGGUUGAGGUGCUCGGAAAGGAAGAAAAGCGUGCGUUUACCGCUGUCCUUGCUAUCUCAGCGUCAGGCGAUGUUCUCCCCAUCCAGUACAUAUUCAAGGGAUCCACCAACCGCUCUCUCCCCUCAGCGUCAGCUCCCCGGAUGUCUGAAGCCUCUGACCUGGGGUUCUUGUACUCGCUUAAUCGCCUCAAUUAUUGGUCCGAUCUCCGUACUAUGCAGCAGUUCAUCGAGCUCGUAGUGGCUCCGUACUUCACACGUCAGAAAGAGCUCCUCGGCUACCCUCCCGACCAGGAAUGCACUAUUCUGCUGGACUGUUGGUCUGUUCAUCGUGGUAAGCCGUUUACUGGCUGGCUUCGCAAGUCGUACCCCUGGCUGCGUCUCCGGUUCGUUCCUGGUGGCACUACC